ACUCGGUUCUGUUGUCAUGUCAUUUCAUCCCCAUCAUCGAACAGUGGGAGGCAUGGUAUUUUAGGGUGGUUUGAUGACGUUUUGAGAUGUUUUGUUCGAUGCGAUUAUAGCAUUUAUGUUCCGUCGACCUGGGGAUAAAGCCCCCCUGUUGCUAGAUGACGGGGUGGCUGUCGCAGUGGCAGCGAACGACAUCAAUUGCCUCAGUGAUGUGCUAUCCUCGUUCCCCGAUGUGGCGCGAAAUGGACUUGGCAAGGCAUACGCGACGGAGCCAGAUGUCAGCGACGAAGUUCUUCACGAUGUAGUUGGAGUAUUCGUCGUGGCCUUCGAUACUCGACAUGGUAACAUUGUCGAGUGGUUCGCACCAGAUGACUUGGAUAUUAAUGGGAUCGAAUUUAAGGCCAUGGCAAGCGGCGCUCACAGAACAACGACGGAUUUCAUAUACUUCAAACGGGGCGCGUUCUUCGGCUUGGCCUCUUUUGAGAAACUUGACGUGGAGAACACGUCAGAGAGAGGUGCUAGAAUGAAAUCCGUCGGAGUAUUGACCCGCAGUUACUCGCUUCUACACAUGUACAAAGUAUUUCUACAAAAACAAGUCAGGCAUCUCCUUGAGAACCAGGGAAGCUAUGGAGCUUUAUCGAGAUUCUAUCAGCGGAAACGGAGCCUAGUUUAUGGGGCUUCGGGAACGAUGACUGAGGUCGACCUUGGCUACGAACCCACUCUCUGCGAAGGACUCCCCCAGAUGGAAAUUACUCACCCAGCGGGAUGUUUCUCACAAUUUCUCAACUAUUUUGGUGAUAAAAUCUUCGCACUAUGGAGGUUUGCGCUUCUCCGGAAGAGAAUCCUUUUCUUCUCUCAACCACCUAUCGGUGUUGUCUGUUUCCGUGUUUAUUGCACCUCGACUUUGGUCGCACACGUACACCCCGGGGUCGAUAGAUCUUCGGCUUUGUGUCCUCCACAAUUUUAUGUAAAUAUCGCCGACAUCGACUCUAUCGAAAAAAUGUCCUCGUACGUGGCAUGUACGACGGAGAAGAUAUUCGAGAACAAGCUGGGUCUCUACGAUUUGUAUGUCGAUCAACAAAACUUACGCACCUCCAAGCUGAGACAUCAAAAGCUCCUGGAAACGAAUCUAGCGGACCGCAUAAAAUUCCGGCAUCUGAACGACCUCAGGUCGAAAAGUCAGCUUCCCGGAGGAUCGUGCGAUGCCGACGAGUCGUGGUUCACGAGCUUUUUCAUGGCUCAGAAUACUCAACUCUUCAAAGAGCUCCAUCUGGCUCAAACUUCGGAAACGAAAAUUCUCGGCGACGAUCACAUGAGAAGAGCAGGACUCGAUCCUCUGGCUGAUAAGCCUUUCGUAGCCGAACUGGCUGACGUUUACGGAAUCGACAUCGUACUCGUGAAUGAUGGGGUCUGCUGCGCGAGAUGAACUCGAUAAGAAGCGCGCAGCUAGAAUUUCACAAUAUUUACAGUAGUCUCAGUAAGAGUUAUCAGCCGCUGAGAUCACUCAUUCACUCCAAUCGGGUCAGCGACAGGAUUAGCAAGGGUCACCAUAUUUCACCGUUUGUCUGCUGCAUACC
Galendromus occidentalis (western predatory mite) is the source of this 1574-nucleotide messenger RNA. RefSeq names its product protein LCHN. Bases 116 to 1423 code for a protein of 435 amino acids. The transcript is spliced from 7 exons. Gene Ontology annotation, cellular component: cytoplasm. The record is from RefSeq and is a predicted model, not a curated record. NCBI's taxonomy places the organism in Eukaryota, Metazoa, Arthropoda, Arachnida, Mesostigmata, Phytoseiidae.